This is a messenger RNA of Closterium sp. NIES-65, 4137 nucleotides long. The record is from the annotation of a GenBank genome assembly. NCBI's taxonomy places the organism in Eukaryota, Viridiplantae, Streptophyta, Zygnematophyceae, Desmidiales, Closteriaceae.
AUGUGCUUGGCUGACCGGCAGACGGGCGGAGGCGGGCAGAAAGGGAACGAGGAGAGACGAGGCGAAGGGGCAGAGGGGGAGGAGGGAAAGCGGAGAGAGAAUGGAAGUGUUAGCGGUGUAGAGGCGGAGGUGAAGGGAGGCGGAGCAGAGUCAGUGUCUGGUGGAGCGAUUAUAGGCCCAAGCCGCAGUGCAGGCAGGCAUGAGGGCGGCAAUGGGGGCGGCAAUGGGGUGGAUGCGAUGGGCAAGGGCAGGAAGAGGGGUGGAGAUGGCGAUGGCGUUGAGAGCGGUGAGAAGAGGCAGAGAGGGGAUGGGAACGAGGGGAAGCGCGGAGCAGCCUAUGCCUGGGCGUCCUCCUCGCCAUGCCCUGGUGUGCGCCUCUCCUCCCCCCUACCCUCCUCUGUGCCAACCCCCCAUCCCACUCUCGCUCUGCCAUUCGCGCUCAGUGCCACGUCAGCAGCGUCUGACGUGGACGCCAUCCUGAUCUCGAGCCCCGAGGGCCUUCUGGGCGUGCUUGUGCUGCUGCGCCAUCACCGCCAGCACCACGCCCACCGCCCCCCCCCCAAGGUGUGCCAGGGUUCGGCACGAGCACUAAGGCAGGCGAGUAAGAGACAGGUGGUGUGCACAGAGGCUGCUCUGCGCAUCGCCAGGCUGGCAGCCAAGGAGAGGGCGGCACUGGUGCAGGGGAGGGGCGUGCUGGCGGAGGGUGCAGACCAAGGCUCGUGCACUCUCACGCUGGCCCAUCUCUUUGCCUUCUCAUCCGCCCUCGUGUGCAUCGCCCCGCCACAGCCACAUAAUCAAGCACUGCACACGCACUGCUCACCUCACUCAACUGCACGUUUUCCUCUCCCUGCCGCGGAGGCGCAUGCCUCACAGCAGGUCUUGUGCUUCGGUCGCCUCCCUGCCAUCACCAUCCUGCUGCCUUCACUACAAGACCUCACCCUCGAACUCCUUGCGCUUCUUCCCACCUCUCUGCUCUUCCCCCCAUCGUCCCCCUCCUUCACUCCCUCCUCUCCCUACUUUCCUUCUCCCCCCCAAUUCCCAUUCUCCGUAUUCCUUAUCCAUGCCAGCAGCGAAAGUGAGGAGCUGGCAUCAUUAGCGAGUGUGAGGGGAGUGAGGUGGGGGGAGGGGGUGGGUGUGGGUCCGGGCGUGACAGCCACUCCAGCUGCCUCGGGAGGCCCUCUUGGCUCUGCCUCCUGGUCGCUCCUUUACUCCGCUCACUCGCCCUCCCACACCUCCCAUGCAUCACACCCUUUCCACACCUCCUACCCACACACCUCUGUCCCCGCCUCACAUCUCUUCUCUCAACAACCGCUCUCAUCCAUCUCGCAUCCCUCCACUGACCCUUCCGCCGCUCCCUUCGCCUCUCACUCCACCGCUUCAACCGCUCCCUCCUCCAACUGCUGCCACCUCGCCCUCCUCUUCCCAUCGCUGCCCUACAAAACUCUCGCUGCUCCACCACAGCUGGAGCCAAUAAUAUCUUGCCUCGUGGCAGCUCUAUGUGGGCCCACGUCAGCCAGCUCUGCUGACAGUCACGCAUGGACAGAAGACACCAAGGAGGGGAGGAAGGCAAGGGUGGGGGAUGCGGAGCAUGGGAAGGGGCAUGAUGGCAGGCCGUGGGGGCAGGUGGCACAGGGAGGGCGAGUGGUGGUGCCGUGCUCCCCGCUGGGCCCCUCCCUGGACGUCCUGCUCGCCCUGCUCUCGCCCUCCCACUCACCACCAGGCCCACCAGCACAAUCAGCAGCAGCAGCUGCAGCAGCAGCAGCAGCAGCAGCAGCAGCAGCAGCAGCAGCAGCAGCAGCAGCAGCAGCAGCAGCAGCAGCAGCAGCAGCAGCGCCAUCACCCCAUGUGGGAGUGGGAGUGCCGGUGGUGUACCUGUCGCCGGUGGCCAAGCAGGCGCUCUCCCUCGCCUGCAUCCUGCCUGAGUGGAUGCACCCCCGCGUGCAUGAUAGACUCUUCUCAGGCCAGCCCAUCCACGCCAUCAGCAGCGCCCUCCUCUCCCACCCCUCCACCAACCACAACACCAAACCAGUUUCCUCCUUUGCUGACGCACAUGGUGACUCCAGCAUGGGGGUGCGCAUGGUGGAGCUGCCAGGAGCCGUGGUGUUCCUGCCCUCUCCUCCCCCUCUGCCCUCUCCUCCCCCUCUGCCCUCUCCUCCCCCUCUGCCCUCUCCUCCCCCUCUGCCCUCUCCUCCCUCUCCUCCCUCUCCUCCCUCUCUUCCCUCUCCUCCCUCUCCUCCCUCUCCUCCCUCUCCUCCCUCUCCUCCUUCUCCUCAGACUCCCACCAACGAGCUCUCCCCGCCACCCACCCCACCAACCCUCUUUCUGGGCACGGCAGUGGAUAUGAUUCACCUGUGGGGCGGCGACAGCCGUGAUCUUCUGCUGUUGCUCGAGACUCAUCCGGAGGAUGUGCCAAUCACCAUCUCGCCCUGUCAGCCGCUUGCCAUGCACGUCGCCACGUGCUGCCUGCUACCCUCUCACAGGCGGUCAGGCACACCGCUGCCACGGGCCCUUGGUGCAGCUGCCACGGACCACAUGCAACAGAAUGCUACUGCGGCAGGAGGCAUGCCCAUUGCAAUGACUGGAGCACUCAAGGCCGUGCCUGCGGGGCAUGGGGAGCACGUGGGGGAUGGGGAGGGAGCAGGGGGGGAUGGCAGAGGAGGCGUGGCAGUGGGCGGGUCAGGCAGUGUGAAGGAGCUCAUCAGCAGCAUUCCACGGCUGCAGCAUCUCAUAGUGAGCUCCGUAGCGUUCAUCAAUCAAGGGCCUGUGCUGCGCGUUGGGAGCUCCCUUUCACCAGCUCAUAUGAUUCCCUUCCACUUCCUCUCCUCUGCCCCUCUCCUUUCUUUCCGCCACUCUCCUUUCUCUUUUCCCCUCUCCCUCCUUCAUCUCUUCCCCUCUUCUUCCUCUCCACCCCUCUUCUUCCUCUCCGCCCCUCUUCUUCCUCUCCACCCCUCUUCUUCCUCUCUGCCCCUCUCCUUACCCUCCGCCCCUCUCCUUACCCUCCGCCCUUCUCCUCACUCACCUCCCCUCUCCUUACUCACCGUCCCUCUCCUUACUCACCGCCCCUCUCCUCUCUCUCCCCCCCUCUCCUUUCUCUCCCCCCCUCUCCUCUCUCUCCCCCCCUCUCCUCUCUCUCCCCCCCUCGUAUUUCUCUCCCCCUUCACCUUCCCCACCGCCCCUCUCCACAGGUCCCAGAGUCCCUCCACGCCCACCUCGCAGCAGGCCUCCCGGCAGCCAUCGCUGUGCACCCUCUCAGCACCGCCAGCUGCCAGCAUCCCCAUUAAGCACCACGCGCUCAUCACGCUCACUGCCAUCCGUCUUGGAACCCACUGGGGCGAUCCCUGGCACAUCUGCACUGCUGUCUCCAUCGGCCAGGGUCGGUCAAGUGGCGUUAGCAACAGAGGCGGUGAUACUGCCGCGCAGCGUGAUGCGUUUCACUUUGAUGGUGGAGUAGAAGGCGGUGGGAUUCGAGAAGAACCCCGCAUCCACCAGCGGCUUGGGCCUGUUCACCGGCCUGAACGGCACGGUGAUGUUGGCCAGAGAACUGGCGGUGCAACGGUAGGUGCCAAUGCCGCUCUCAGUGGUGCCGCUCUCAGUGGUGCCGCUCUCAGUGCUGCUGAUCCCAGUGGUGCCGCUCCCAGUGGUGCUGCUCGCAGUGCUACCGCCGCUUAUGCUAGAUCCGCCGCCCGACACAACGAUGGAGCCUCCAGUGCCGCCAGCAUUCCUGGUGCUGCCCAUGCUGACGGAGCCGGAGCUGCUGCCAGUACUGCUUUUGUUGCUGUCGGGGACGGUGCUUACAUCUCCGAUAACGAGAGCUUCGUCAGGACUGACCAUGCUGCCGCCGCCGCUGCUGCCCGUGGUGCUGCCCUUGGUGGUGACCGUUUGGGACAGGAGGCCGUCGCUCGCAUCCAGGAGCUCUCGCCGCACGGCGCCGCCCGCUGCGCAGCAGAGGGAGAACGAGAGCACUGCUGCCAAGGGGAGGGGUUUGCGGGAGUCAGUGUAGCGAAGCAUGGGGGAGUCAGUGUAGCGAAGGGGGAAACAGGGAAGUGCGGAGGAGAUUUGGGCAGGCCCAUGUGUGGGGUUAUCGAUGAUGCACUCCCGCCCGCGCGCGAUACCUUGUCCCCGGAAGACUCAUCAUGA